Molecule: messenger RNA, 1167 nt
Organism: Aspergillus uvarum CBS 121591
Lineage: Eukaryota; Fungi; Ascomycota; Eurotiomycetes; Eurotiales; Aspergillaceae
Exons: 1
Source: RefSeq, a predicted model, not a curated record
CUAACCCUCCACUCCGCCACCCCCGCCGAACACGCAACCGCCACCCAUUUCAACAGCACCCAGUGGAAAACCCCCCUCACCACAGCAGCCUACCUCGCCCGCGAACAAGCCCUCCUCAGCCAGCCCCUCGCCGCCAACGGCAAGCUAACAUGCUGGAUCCUCAUCGACCCCACCGACCCCACAACAAUCCUCAGCGCCUGCGAAACCUACCGCCGCCGCGCCCUCGUCGCGCGCAACGGCACCCUCCAGGAAGUCACCGGCUACGGCAUUGCGAACCUCUACUCGCGCCCGGAGUUUCGACGGCAGGGGUACGCAUCCCGCAUGUUGCGCGAGCUGGUGCGCCAGUUGGCCGGGCCCGGUGGGGGGGAUGCGCGGUUCGUGAUGGGGUUUUCUGAGAUUGGGACGGGGUUUUAUAAGGGGUUUGGGGGGAGGGGGUUCCCUGCGGUGGGGUGGGGGGUUUCUGCUGCGCAGUUGGACACUAGUACCAUUCAUGGGGAAGCGGAGGAAGGGCUUGGGAAGGCGGAGGGGAUACGGGAUUUACUGGCUGAGGAUGUUCGCGCGUGUAUGUGUAGUGAUGCGGCGCUGGGUCGGUUGCGGGAGCGGAUGAGGUGCGCUUCGUUGCGGGAAGGAAGGUUAGCUGGUGGUGCUGGUGCUGCGACGGUGCACUUCGCCAUCAUCCCCAGCUGGGAGCAUUUUGCGUGGUUCCAGGCGCGCGAGGACCUCACGGCCCGGCUGAUGGAGCCGCCGCGGCCGGUGCCGUUGAUCAAAGGGGCCGGGGAUGAUGAGGCUGGGGUGUGCUGUGCGUGGAGUCAUGAUUAUGGUGAUCUACCCGAGAAUGGGGUUUUGUAUAUCCUGUAUUGGGUGUGUGGGAAGGGGGAUGAGGAGGGGUUUGCGGUGGAGUCGGCGGAGGGGCGGCGGGUGGUACGGGCUAUCGCGGGGAUUCUGCGGCGAGCGCAGCGCGAGGCAUGUGAGGCGGGGCUGCGGAGUGUGCGGAUGUGGAAUCCUACGCCUCUGAUCAAAAAGGCUGUGGAGGUGGUGGCGGGGGAGCAGGGGGUUCCGGUGGUGGUGGGCGAGACGGGGAGUAUUCCGGGGUUGUGGUGGAUGGGGGCGGAGGGUCCGGAGGAGACGGUGGAGUGGGUGUGUAAUGAGAAGUAUGCUUGGUGUUGA